Molecule: messenger RNA, 2464 nt
Organism: Medicago truncatula (barrel medic)
Lineage: Eukaryota; Viridiplantae; Streptophyta; Magnoliopsida; Fabales; Fabaceae
Product: probable galacturonosyltransferase 12
Exons: 6
Coding region: 462-2087 (541 amino acids)
Molecular function (GO): polygalacturonate 4-alpha-galacturonosyltransferase activity
Source: RefSeq, a predicted model, not a curated record
GCUUCAUGUUGAGGCAAAGCCAAGCAUAGAUACACACCAAACAAACCUUAAGUUACAUAUAUCUAAUAUUUUCAUCUUUCCCUCCUUCAAAAUCAAGGCAAUUAAUACACAAAACUUGAACCAAACAACAUCUCCUCCCUUCUUAGUCCAAUGUCUCUUUCUCUUUAACAACUCUUCAAAAAAUAAAAUAUAUUAAAAUACCUCAAACACCAUUUUGACAUGCCUGACCCAAAUGCUAAGCAAGGUUAGGUGAAAGAUAGCAACCUUGAAAUAACAUAUAUCAAAACCUUCCUUUUACAGCAUAACUUGACAUGAGUUCUUGCAGUUUUGAUUCCUCUAUUUGUUGAUCAUACAGUGCAUGAAAUUGUGUGAAAUGAAAUAAAGAAGAGGAAGAAUUCAAGAAUUUAAGAACCUGUUUUUUCAUUUGGUUUUAUAUUAUAUUGUCCUGUCUUAUAUUGUGUAUGUCUAUUUUGGAUUGGAACAAUAAAAUGCAGCUGCAUAUAUCUCCAAGUUUGAGGCAUGUUACUGUCCUUCCUGGCAAAGGACUUAAAGAGUUUAUCAAAGUGAAAGUUGCAUCGAGGCGCCUUUCUUAUAGGAUGCUCUUCUAUUCACUCUUGUUCUUCACUUUUCUUCUGAGGUUUGUGUUUGUUCUAACAGCUGUGGAUGGCAUUGAUGGACAAAACAAGUGCUCUUCCAUAGGUUGUCUAGGAAAAAAAUUAGGGCCAAGGAUUUUGGGUAGACGACCUGAAUCAACUGUCCCAGAAGUGAUAUACCAAACUUUAGAUGAACCACUUGGCAAUGAUGAACUAAAGGGAAGGUUUGAUAUUCCACAAACUUUAGAAGAGUUCAUGGUUAAAAUGAAGGAAGGUGGAUAUGAUGCCAAAACAUUUGCAGUUAAACUUAGAGAAAUGGUAACCCUUAUGGAACAAAGGACUAGGUUGGCCAAAAUCCAAGAGUAUCUAUAUCGCCAUGUAGCAUCAAGCAGCAUACCGAAACAACUUCAUUGUCUUGACUUGAGAUUAGCACAUGAGCAUACCAACAACGCAGCAGCACGCCUUCAGCUACCGUCUGCGGAACUAGUUCCUGCCCUUGUUGACAAUUCCUAUUACCAUUUUGUUUUAGCCUCAGAUAAUGUGCUUGCUGCCUCGGUUGUUGCAACAUCACUCGUUCGUAACUGUUUACGACCUAAUAAGGUUGUUAUACACAUAAUUACAGACCGAAAGACUUAUUAUCCGAUGCAGGCUUGGUUCUCAUUGCAUCCUUUAUCACCUGCUGUGAUUGAGGUCAAGGCAUUGCACCAUUUUGAUUGGUUUUCAAAGGGGAAGGUGCCUGUUUUAGAAGCAAUGGAGAAAGAUCAGAAGGUGCGGUCUCAGUUUAGGGGAGGUUCAUCGGCUAUAGUUGCGAAUACAUCUGAGAAGCCAAAUGUUAUUGCAGCAAAACUACAGGCACUUAGUCCCAAGUAUAAUUCAGUGAUGAACCACAUUCGGAUACAUCUACCCGAGUUGUUUCCAAGUCUUAACAAGGUGGUCUUCCUCGACGAUGACAUUGUGAUACAAACUGAUCUUACACCUCUGUGGGACAUUGACAUGAAUGGAAAAGUGAAUGGAGCAGUGGAAACAUGCAAUGGAGAAGACAAGUUUGUGAUGUCGAAAAGGUUGAAAAGUUAUUUGAACUUUUCUCACCCUCUAAUAUCUGAAAAUUUCAAUCCCAACGAAUGUGCUUGGGCCUAUGGCAUGAACAUUUUUGAUUUGGAAGCUUGGAGGAGGACCAAUAUAAGCAAUAAAUAUCAUCAUUGGGUUGCGCAGAAUAUUAAAUCAGACCUGAGUUUGUGGCAGCUAGGGACAUUACCUCCUGGAUUGAUAGCAUUUCAUGGUCAUGUCCACGUUAUAGAUCCUUUCUGGCAUAUGCUUGGAUUGGGAUAUCAGGAAAAUACAAAUGUUGACGAUGUUGAGAAUGCUGGUGUCAUCCAUUUCAAUGGCAGGGCAAAGCCAUGGCUAGACAUAGCUUUUCCAGAACUAAGGUCAUUGUGGACAAAAUAUGUCGACUUCUCAGAUAAGUUCAUUAAAAGCUGCAACAUUAGAGCAUGAUAGGGAAAAAGCCAUGACUUCUCAACUACGAGUUACAGAAAUGGUAUUUGUAAUCCAAGGGAAAAAGAAAAUGAGAUAGUUCUUCUUCCACUGAUUAGGCAUUCCAUGACAACAGAGACAACAAUGAUAUGGCAUCAUGGUCCUUUCUUGCUUUAAAAUUUUACUUUUGACUCACUUUCUUCUUUUGAAAUUCUCAUAUUCUUUUUCUCUUAAAUCCAUAUUGUAAGUAUGAGUAUUUGUAGAUUAUAUAUGUAUGUAUGUAUGUAUGUAUUAAUACAUCACAGCUUUUUUGUAAAAAACCCAAGUCCUCAAGGUUUCACAAUUAGCUUUUAUAAAAUGAUGAAAUAAAAGAGAGACCAAAGGACCGUUUCAUUGAA